UCCGCACCAAGCAUUAAGACAGCUGUGCGGAGCCGCUGCCGUACAUAAGACGUGCGCAAAGCCGAGGAGCGGAGGACCGCAGCAUUUAGGCGGCCGCGCGGAGCCUUUGUGCGCAUACUUCUCCGCUGCUUCCUCUCCGGGUUUAAGGUGACUGGCAACUCUGCCUUGCGAGGUGGUUUUCCGCAGCAGGUAAUUUAAUCUUCAUGCAGAAGAUCUUUAAAUAUCUUCUUUGAAAAGCUUCCAGCUACCACGUGGCGUAAAGGGAGAUAUUUCCAAACCGGUGCUCUGAGCAGGACCCCACUAUCAGUGGACUGACCAGUCUCUACAGAAAUCUGGCUUCUUCAGUGUUUCUUCAGCUUGUUCUGAACUUUAAAAGGCUGUUUACAAUUGACUGGCGGGGGGCUAUGCAGUGAAUCCCCCAGUCUACUGUUUUCUUUUCUCUUUUGUUUUGAAGCACUAUGCCUUUUCUUUUGCCGGCAUACCCCUAGCACCUUGCAGUGAAUGGAGAACAUACUGGUUCUGCUUCCGAAGCACCGACAGGAACACGGGCACUGCAGAAGCACGGCUUCAUGUGCCUUGCUGGAAGUCUUUACCUGCAGAGCGAUUUUCUCUUCCUCUUUAGUGACAACCCACACCCCCUGUUAGCCUAUUUAAUGGGAUAAAUCAACUGGACAGAUCAGGUGCAACACUGGAUCAAGUAACAGGUUCUAUUCUGAUUUUCCCCAAACUAUUAGCCUAAGGCACACUCACCAUUUCUUGCUGAGUACACUGUCUGUAAAAGGCCUCCGCAUGGUACUUUGGUCAAAAGAACAAGACAAACUCCCUGACAUUGAGAUGUCCUCAGGGGACAUUGAGAUGAAGAAGGAGGGAGGUCCCCUGACCCCAGCCUUCCUCAAUUCUAACUGCUCCGUCCACCCACUGAUCCUCACCAGAGGCCCAGAAGAAGUGAUCCCACAAACUGGGGGGGAGUUUGAGCUCACUGAGGUCACAUCUUUCACGGAAAGAAUCAGCGAGACCGGGGAAGAUGCGGAGAGGUCGGAGAUUGUGGUGGCGUUAGACUGUCGGGCCAAUGCCAAAGGUCAACGAGAGGAGGAUGCUCUCCUGGAGAAUGCAAGCCAGAGCAACGAGAGUGACGACAAUAGCAUCAAUCAGAGCCCUGAGCCACCAGCACCCCUCAAGGAGACCUCAAUUUCUAUUGGCCUGCAGGUGGUUUUUCCCUUUCUGUUGGCUGGCUUCGGAACAGUGGCUGCAGGAAUGGUGCUAGACAUUGUCCAACACUGGACAGUGUUCACGAAGGUGUCAGAGGUCUUCAUCCUUGUUCCUGCAUUGUUGGGCCUAAAAGGAAACUUAGAGAUGACGCUGGCCUCCAGGCUUUCAACAGCGGCUAAUAUUGGUCAGAUGGACACAGCCAAAGACAUGUGGAAGAUGAUCAUGGGGAACUUGGCCCUCAUCCAGGUCCAGGCCACAGUUGUGGGGUUCCUGGCUUCCAUAGCUGCUGUAAUCUUUGGCUGGCUCCCAGAGGGACAGUUCAAGCUGGGCCAUGCAGUGCUGCUGUGUGCUUCAAGUGUGGCCACAGCCUUCAUCGCAUCUCUGCUCCUGGGUCUCAUCAUGAUCGGCGUGAUUGUCGCGUCCAGAAAAGUCGGCAUCAACCCUGACAAUGUGGCCACACCCAUCGCUGCUAGCCUUGGAGACCUGAUCACCUUGUCCCUACUGGCAGGCAUCUCAACAGGGCUCUACAAAGAGUUAGAGUACAAUGACUAUGCCAACCCGCUGGUGUGUGCGGUGUUUGUGGCGAUGUGUCCUGUGUGGGUGCUGAUAGCCCGGAAGAUUCCAGCUACCAGAGAAGUCCUCUAUUCUGGCUGGGAGCCGGUCAUCAUUGCCAUGGCCAUCAGCAGCGUCGGAGGUUUGAUCCUUGACAAGACCGUUAGCGAUCCAAACUUUGCUGGGAUGGCUGUUUUUACUCCAGUAAUCAACGGUGUAGGAGGCAACCUGGUGGCAGUUCAGGCCAGUCGAAUCUCCACCUAUCUCCACAUGAAUGGGCUGCCAAUGGGGGAUCCCAACCCCACCCCCAGAAAGUGUCCCACACCGUGCACUUCAUUUUUCGACUCCACAGUGAAUUCUCGUUCAGCCCGUGUGCUCUUCUUCCUGGUUGCCCCAGGUCAUCUCAUCUUCCUCUACACCAUUAAUUCCCUGAGAGGGGGUCACACCACCCUGACACCUAUCUUCAUCACCUUCUACAUGGUAGCUGCUCUACUGCAGGUCGCAAUCCUCCUGUACCUGGCUGACUGGAUGGUUCACUGGAUGUGGGGCCGAGGCAUGGACCCUGACAACUUCUCCAUCCCGUACCUGACCGCUCUAGGGGACCUCCUGGGAACCGGUUUCCUUGCCCUCUGCUUUCAUAUGCGUUGGUUCAUCGGGGACAGAGACUCCAACUUAGGCAACUAAAUUAAUGCAGACAUACGCACAAAAAAACUAAACUUACACAUACUGUAAGCUUGCAUGCAAAAACAGUGAUGAACAUCACUCGUAUGCCUGAGUCUGAAAGUGGACAUCUACAAUAAAAUCUCCUGAAGGGCUCUGGAUGAAGGUGGUAUUAUAAGAAUUUUAUCCUCAGGAUAUCAGGACGCUGUUUUACUGUUGGAACAGCAGCAGCGUGUAAAUCCUGACAGAGUCUUGCUGUCACCACGGAACACAGACCUCUUCAUCUCAACCAUGCAAAAAACGGACCAAUGGUAGAUCCAGCUUCACAGCCUCCUCUGCUCCUUAAUCUUACUAAACGCCUAAGUCCUGGCACUUUUAUUAAUAAUAAUUAUCUUUAAUGAACAAUGCAUUUCAUAUGAUUUGAUAUCUGUUUAUGUGCAUUGCAAGUCCUCAUUAUUUUCAAUGGGGACAUAAGCCCUUUUGUUUAAAAACAGCAUUUAAAACAAGAUUGAAAAAGAGCACAAAACUCCCCACACAUUGAAAUGAGCCUAAAAUGAAUGCUUAAUCACCAAGUGUAGUUGAAUUAACUCUAAGGUUAUAUCUUGUGUUGGUCAAAUGCAUUUUUUUCCUCAGUUGUUAUGCUUCAUUACAGUAGCAAACAAGGCUUUGGUUUUUCUUAAGGGGACUGGAUGUAAAUUCCUUUUUAGCGCAGCUUCCAGGUCUUGGGGACAGGAAGCUCUCCCUGUGUUUGCUGUCCCUCAUACUUGAUGUUGAAAACUUAGAUUAAUGUUGUGAACUCACCUCAAACUGCUUCCAGCCUUUAUGCAGCCUAAUGUUGAUGCAUAUUCCACACAAAUCAAGGGUCGUAUUGAAAGCACUUUACCGCCAUCUAGCAUACAAAACAUCUAAAUGUAUAUCUAUUGUGUGUGCUACAUUUAGAAAAAAUUAUCUCUACUUAAUUUAGCAUCUAUUUAACGGCAAAAUCGCAAAUAAUUUAUGUUUUCAUAUAAUGGUAAAGAAAUUCAGGCAGUAAUAGGUUAAUAUCAAAAACGGCAGGUAUUUUGUAUGUGUAUUCAAAGAACAAUCUGGCCUUUCUAUAAAAAACAUACACAGGCAUGUGUUUGUCAGAGCACCUAAGAGCUUCCUGCAGAAGUCAAGAAAGUCUUUUUUUAUGAAAGAAUAUCACCAGAUUUCUAGUUUGUUUUCCAGCUCAGGCAAACAGUAAGGGACAAAAGUGACUCAGCACAAUGCUAUGCAUGAAAAUUAAGCUGCAAAGUUGACUACUAUAAUAGAUGGGGGGUUCAAAGAUGGUGUUUAAACAUGUUUUAAAUUGCUAGGACAUGCUGACUUAGCUUCAUGACAGUAGAUGAAAGAUACCGAGAGCUGAUAUGCUGCGUGGAAAUUGUUGGAGCAUUAACUACUGUCGAAGUGGUAGACUGAUCAGUGAUGUCUUUAAGUUCCAGAUCUUGUGUUUUUUUUUAUUUUUAUUUAUUGUUUAUGGUCAGGCAUAGGCUGUAUCAAGGCAGACCAAGGUUUUAGGAGGUUCCAGUUUCAAAACCACAGAAAUUUCUCAUCAUACUGUUUGUUCAGUUUAAAGUUCUGGUAAUGAGAUGCCAGAGAAAGUGCAGAUUUGACUGGAGUAAUGCAAAGCUGCCCCAUUCCCACAAGCUGCUGCCAGUCAGCUGGCUGAAAUAAGGCGCCUAUGUUUUCUCAUAUUUUUCUGCACCAAAGAUCAGUUUCACUUUUCGGAAACCUACAGUUGCCUAGAUAACAGCCAGUGAAGGUCUGGAAACUCAGCAAUGUAACAUCACUCUUAUUAAAAUAACACUGUUUUAAAACAACAGUUGUCAGGCUACGUUUUUGCUAAAAUUUAAAAACAAAAGCAAUUAGAUCUUGUCAUUUUCAUUUAAAAUUCUUUUAACAAGAAAGUGCAUUAUUUUUACUAUCUAUUGUACCAUGAGAAUUUCAUACCAGCUCAUGUUUUAAUUUAAAUGCUGGUUUUGCCCUCUAUUUUUAAAUUCACAAAAUGAGCCACAUUUAGUUUUUUUUAGGCUGCCCACAAGCUCAUUCACUUACACUCGGUUUAAAAUCUCAGUUCACACCAGCUGAUGGAAUGGCUACGUUUUGCUAAAUCAAUUUGCUCCAAUGAAAUUGCCUUAAGCAGCUUGUCUGUGCUAAUAUGUACGGGAACAAAGAGAAAGGGAGUCCAGCAAUGAGCCAGCUAACACAGCUCAUGUUGCACUAUCCGCUAAGAUUAAUCCUAAGGCUGCUAUGAAGCACUUAAAUAAAUAAAAGAUUGUUUUUAAACAGUUAAAAGACCUCUUUAAGACAUCUUUAAAAUAACUUGUAGGAACCCUUUGUGUUAGCAACUGCUAGCUAGAACUGUGUAAAUGAAAUAGCAGAUGAAUAUUUUGUUAUUUAGAAACGUGUUACCUCUUUCAACACAUUGUUUUUCAAUUGAGGUGAUGUAAAACCAUAGAAAAAUGCUAAAAUGAUAGGAGAUUAAAAAUAUACCAACUCCAAACACAACUGUGGGACUUUUUCUAACAAUGCUCGUUCAGUAGCACUAGCAACAAUUCAUGCUAAAUAAACCUAUUAGCAUGGAGUUUUUUGAUAGAAUAUGAUGAAGUUUGACAAAACAAAAGAUACAAAUUAUUUAUACAAAGAACUUAUUACAAGAAACCAGUGAUAGUUUAGUAAAACAUUGUCUAGUGUAAAUAAUUUAAUUUGUUAUUUAACUGUCAUGCACAAAACAUCCAUCACCUGUUUCUGAGUUUUUUCUUUAGUCGUCCUAUGCUAAAAACAAUACAGUUCUUUUAACAUCCAUCUGUAUUCUGGGAUGAGUCUGAACUCCACAUUAAUGGAUGAGAUUUAUUUGAGGACAAUAAUCUUCAACAGUGUUUUCCUGUUUCAAUUCAGAAUGUCUUCUUCUUCCCAUCACCCCACACAAAUGACCUAUUAUCAGACCAGCUUUUCCUGAAUUUAUUGGCCUACAGUUGUUUGAGCCAUUUGGACACACUGUAACAUGUAAAAAAAAAAAUCAUGUUAUGUUUGAUUUUUAUGUUUGUUUGUUUGUUGAUUUUAUUUCAAGGGGGCCAACAGAAUGCACAAGCAGGGCACAUAGUGCGGAUGUGCAAAAAUCUAUUCUCAUUGUUGAAAAUCCCUUGCUUUAUGGUCUUAAAGAUGUUUUUGAAUGUCAGGUCUUGUUUAUUUUUUUGUAUUCCAUUUCUUUUUCCUAAUCUUUUUAGCUUUUGGAGAUGAUUGUUUUGUUUUCUAAAUUAAAUCAAGCAAACAGCCAUUUAUAACAAAAAACAUUCUGUGCCAUUCAAAUGCUUCAAUGUACUGUAGAUUGCCAACUCACCACCAGAUGGCACUGCAAGAACCUGUGCUCCGGAUUCAAAUUGUCCACCCAGAGAGGUAUUUGCCACUUUGCCUUUGACUUUUCUCCAAAGUUUGAGCAACAUUCUUCCAUCAUCUCUUAUCAGUUUGUAUCCUUGACACUCUAUCAAACCGGUGCCAGCAUUCUGCCUCUACUUCAAUGGAAAGUUGUGUAUACUUCUAUAAAGAGGCAAGUAAUGCUACAUCUAUUUAUUUUUAGAAGCACACAAAGCAAAUUGUACAUACUAUAUUUAUUCUAUAUAUAAGGUUGUUCAUUUUGUCAUUUUCUUUUGACUCGGUCCAUUGUCAUCCAUUGCUGUCUGAUUUCCUAUCUGCAAAUGGCCACUGGCCAGCAUUUUGGUAUUGCCUGUAACAUUGACAGGAGUGAACUUAAUGACUAUCGCAGUGCCUAAUGGGAGUCUUCACAUGGACAGAUUAUGUGAAAAAGUGCCCCUCUUAAAAGGAAGAAAGUAUCCGUCGAUGAAAUGAGACAGUGUUAAUCUGUCAGAGCCAAGCUCAACUCAGAGUAACCAAUCAGGAGUUACCUAAGCUACAGAGUAGCAUUUGUUUAAUUAGCUUGGAUUAAUAAAAGAUGUGCAGUGUGAGGAUUGCUAUGUGUAAUUGUGAAAAUGACUGUAUGGAAUUAGAGCUGGGAGCAUCACUUUUUGCUCAUGUGGUUCAGCAGUCUGGUAAACAGGACAAUUGGGAAUCCCUAGAAAUAAGCUUCCAAAACUAGAAAAUGUUCUAAAACCAAUCUAAUAUCACUCACCGCCCAGCUUCUGCUUUGUAUAUCCCAGUGCUUUAAACUAUUAAGCCCCAUAGGGAAUCCCACUGACCAUGAGGCUGCCAGCGUCAACAGCAAGACUGAGCUGUUAAAUCAAAAUGUCCACCUGUCCACUACGCUGCCUUUAAAGAAAACUGAUGUAGACACAGGCAGUCUUGUAACGUCUGACGUCUUUUACAUGUUUGUCUUCUAAAAGUCCCCCUUCUGUGAGGCAGGACGAAGGCUUUCUCUCUGCAGGACACUGUAAUUUGCUGGAAAUAAAUAAAUGACUAUAUUAUUUCAUACA
Girardinichthys multiradiatus is the source of this 6869-nucleotide messenger RNA. RefSeq names its product solute carrier family 41 member 1 (gene slc41a1). Gene Ontology annotation, biological process: monoatomic cation transport. Bases 790 to 2445 code for a protein of 551 amino acids. Lineage: Eukaryota; Metazoa; Chordata; Actinopteri; Cyprinodontiformes; Goodeidae. The record is from RefSeq and is a predicted model, not a curated record. The transcript is spliced from 11 exons. Gene Ontology annotation, cellular component: plasma membrane. Gene Ontology annotation, molecular function: monoatomic cation transmembrane transporter activity.